Paramisgurnus dabryanus is the source of this 2800-nucleotide messenger RNA. RefSeq names its product actin filament-associated protein 1-like 2. The record is from RefSeq and is a predicted model, not a curated record. Lineage: Eukaryota; Metazoa; Chordata; Actinopteri; Cypriniformes; Cobitidae. Gene Ontology annotation, cellular component: cytosol. Gene Ontology annotation, molecular function: SH3 domain binding.
GGAGGCGGAGAGUUCAGUGAUACACACAGUGAUGUUGAGUGAGUCUGUGAGGCAGUAAUGUAGCGCUUGUUUGGACAGUUGGGGUUUAAUCGUUGUUUGUCUAUCGCCUGGAUAUGAACGUUACCUCGACUCGCACAUGAGUUCACUUUAAUUUGCUUUACACGUCCGGGAACAAACAGCGAUGAACUGUGGAAGCGAGCGACCACAUUUGACUUGGAAACUUUGAGGAUUUCCAGCGAUGGACAAGCAGAAAGUGCUGGCCCGGCUGGUUUCGGACCUGCAGGCGUUCCUGUUGGUUCUGGACAGUGAAAAUCUCAGCUAUAUUGCUCAGGCCCAGAAAAAAUCCAUCUCAGAGCUGCUCUAUAAACUACAGGACAACAAGGACACACCAGCAGAAGAUGCGGAGUACAUGAUUAUGAACUGUCCGUCUGGUGGACCAGGUGAUCUCAGGGAAAGCACCACCGCUGAGGCUGAAGAAGCUCUUUCGGCUUCCUCGACCGAAUGGCUGCAACCCACAUCGGUAGGUCCUGCUGUCCCCUCACAACCUCCGUGUAUAGAGGAUGAGGACUGCUAUGAGGAAGCAGAACCCUUUGUGCCGGCCAGAGAGUCUACAGAUAAAGUGGACUCAGACAGCAGUCACUAUGAGUCGUAUGGUGAGGAGGACGAUGAUGAGUUUGUGAAGGACAGAGCUCACUACAUCCGGUGGAGCUCCUCUCAACCCUGCUUAAGACCGGUGCCGGAGUCACGCAUCUGUGGAUACCUCUGGAGGAAGAAGUGGCUGGGCAAAUGGACCCGUCAGCUCUUUAUUAUUAAGCACAACUCACUACUGUGUUAUAAAUGUGCUAAAGACCUGUACCCUCUGCUGGAGCUCGACCUGACGGGUUGCUACGUGGUCUACAAAUCCAAACACAACAAGAAGAUGCGGUAUGAGCUGAAAGUGGUGGCCGGUGCCGAAACGCUCAUCAUGGGCUUCCAGAGCAGCACGCAAGCUGAGGAGUGGAGGAAGGUUAUAGAAGAAGUGAGCGGUUCUUCCUAUUACGAGCCUGAAUCCCAAAGCUCUUUGACCAUUCUGAAGAGUGAAAGACUGGACUCUUGCAGGUCAAGUACAGUCCUCCAUACAGAUUCAGAUGAAGAAAAAAUCUCCAGUUUACCCUCUGCAGGCAGCAUCUUGGAAAGCAAAGACAAAAACACAGCAGCCUUCCUGAACGUGCUGAUGAACUGUCAAUGGCAGAGUCUCUGGUGCAGGGUGGAUGAAGGCGUGCUGAAGAUGUGCCGGGAUGAAGAGUCAGAGGAGACCCCACAGUACACGGUUCAGCUCAGAGGAAGCGACGUCCGACCAGGACCAGAUACUGCAUACGCUUACCGUAUUACCAUCAUGCAGCAUGGAGACCAGGUGGCCGUACUGGAGGCCAGUUGUGCAGAUGAUAAAGAACAGUGGGUUCAACUCCUGCAGGAUGGGAGUUUCACUACAGCUGGUCCUCCAUAUCAACACACCAGCCACGAAUCACUGAGUGGUCUGAAAAGCCGCAGGUUCCCCACCUCAAACAUGUACAUGGACGACCCCUUUCAGCAGCUCUGUGGCGGAGUCCAACCUCAGCCCAUCUAUUCAAACACAUCUAUACUAGAGCACAUGUUUCAGAAACCUUACAGUAGAGGAAACGGAGAAUUGGUGUCAUCCAAGAAUUCUGCCAACUACAGCAAUAAUGAAAUCUUCAGCAACCACAGUACGAAAGCAUUUGAUAUUGAGAGGGGUGUGCAAAAGUUGGAUCUGACAGGAAAGAGACGCGUGCAGCUGCGAGCAGAGUCAGAGGUCAACCUUGUGAGCGUGGGCACAAAGCCAGCCAAACAAAGUUCUUUCAGACGGUCCCUCGCUUUCUGCACUGAGCGAGCACAGGGAGGGUUCCUCACACCACUUUUAAGAAGAACUGCCUCAGCCAAAAGCACCCUGAGGAAAGCUCCAUCUGCCCUGUUCAUCGAGCAUGGCAAGGUCUUUCAAAGGAAGAAGGAGUGGGAAACCAAAGCUUCAGGUUGAAGAGAUUUCUCUCACGUUCUCCUCACAUUGUCAGUAUGUUAUUGCACUGAAAAUAAUAUUAUUACCAAGCAUGUGGAUCAUGCAGUGAUUUGAAGUACCUGGUGCUGUUAAUACUGAAAUUCAGAGAAAUUCGUAACUUUUUGUAUAUACACAAACUUCAAACACACAGCUUUGGCAUGAACAAAAUUGUCAUUUGUGGUAAAUGUAUUGGCAUGAUGUUGAUGUACAUUUCUUUAAUAAUUGACAUUCAACAUUCACAUUUCAGGCACAUUCGCUCUAGUUUUAUGUUUAACAAAGUGUGUCCUCAAAAUGUAUCCUUAUGUAUAUCACUCAUGUGACUUUGCACUGUUUUGAAGUAGACCUGAACUGAGUUUCAGUUUGCAAGGUGUAAGAAUCAGGAAUAAGUGUAAAGAUCAGACAGGAUCUAUUUAUAAUUAAUUGAAAAGUAAUUACCUCUUUUAUAUUUUCACAAGACUCACAAAUCUGUGGUAAUUUAUCAAUAUUUUUACUUUUUAUUUCACAUGCAGUAUUUUAUUUGUCAAGCUUUUCUAAUAGUGUGCCUUAACCAUGUGUUUUAUUUAUGUUUUAUAAAUGAAUCAUUGAUUUGUCAUUUCAACUAAAGAGAUUUUUGCUGAUAUUGAUCCCACUUUAAGAAAACUUUUUUUGUAUAGUUUGAUUGUUUGGUUAAGACAUUUACCUAAAUUGCUGUAUAAAAUAUUUCUGUUGUAAAGAGAAAACAUCAUUGACAAACAUAUUAGUAUUUGUAUA